AUGAUGAACUCUGAUAGAAAGAAAGUAUUAUUAAUGGGGAGAGCAGGAGCAGGGAAGACAUCCAUGAGGAGUAUAAUCUUUGCAAAUUAUCUCCCAAAAGAUACAAGUCGAUUAACAGCUACAAAUAAUAUAGAACAUUCUCAUUUAAGGUUUUUUGGAAAUAUGGUAUUAAGUCUUUGGGAUUGCGGAGGGCAGGACAUUUUCAUGGAGAAUUAUUUCGAGAGUCAAAGAGAGCAUAUUUUCAGAAAUACAGAAGUUUUAAUUUAUGUGUUGGAAGUUAGAAAGAAGGACGACUACUCUUCCAAACAGAUAAAAAAAGAUUUGGAUCAGGAUUUUGCUUACUUUAAAAGCACAAUAGAGAAUUUAAAGCUUCUUUCCCCUCAGUCCCAUUUGUUUUGUUUAGUUCACAAGAUGGAUAAACUUUCAGUAAAUGAUAGAGAAUCUGCGAUAGAUUAUUAUGAAAGAGAAAUAGGAAAGAUUGCAGCAAAUAUGAAGUACAGGGUUUUCCCCACAACGAUCUGGGAUGAAACUCUUUUUGCAGCUUGGAGUGAAAUUGUAUAUGCAUUGAUACCUAAUGUUGGGCUUCUAGAGAAGAAUCUCAAGAUUUUAGCAGAAUCUUGUAACGCAGUAGAGUUAGUUCUCUUUGAGAAGUCCACAUUCCUUGUAAUUUCUCAUGCAGAUAAUUUGAAUACUUUGGAUUCAAAGCAUCACAGAUCACGUUUUGAGAGGAUUUCAAAUAUUUGUAAGCAAUUUAAACUAACCUGUGCAAAAUCUCAGACAAAUUUUGUUGGUAUAAACUUGGAAACACCUCAUUUCUCUAGUAUAAUAAAAAGGUUUACUCAAAAUUCAUAUAUACUGGUAGUUAUUAACGAUAAAAGUGUAACCUCUGCAUCUGCCUUAUAUAACAUAGAAUAUGCCCGAGACCACUUUGAAACUAUUAUUGCUUCUCAUCUUAAUAGUGAGAUCAAUAAGUAA
This is a messenger RNA of Cryptosporidium ubiquitum, 975 nucleotides long. RefSeq lists its product as uncharacterized. Gene Ontology annotation, biological process: cellular response to starvation; regulation of autophagy; cellular response to amino acid stimulus. Lineage: Eukaryota; Apicomplexa; Conoidasida; Eucoccidiorida; Cryptosporidiidae. Gene Ontology annotation, cellular component: nucleus; lysosome; Gtr1-Gtr2 GTPase complex. The coding region runs from base 1 to 975 and encodes 324 amino acids. The record is from RefSeq and is a predicted model, not a curated record. The transcript has 3 exons. Gene Ontology annotation, molecular function: GTPase activity; GTP binding.